This is a messenger RNA of Peronospora matthiolae, 255 nucleotides long. The record is from the annotation of a GenBank genome assembly. Lineage: Eukaryota; Oomycota; Peronosporomycetes; Peronosporales; Peronosporaceae.
AUGCUUGACGCUGUGUCGGAAUAUCAUCGAUUGGAUUAUUGUCAGUCUCGCUAUGACAGCGACAUUGGAGCUACUGAUGAAUAUGACGACAAACUGAACUACAGUGUGCACGAUGCUUUUUUCGAUAGAGCGCGCGUGCAAAAUUACACUGAAGAGGAACUGUGCGAGAGAGGUAAUCCGUCCGUGGACGCUAAAGUAGAAAGCAUGGGCAUUGACGACGCAUUGACACGCUUGCUGGAAGUUCAAAAGGUAUAA